CGGAAGUUUAGGUUAAACCAGCCGACGAGAGUGUAUUUUGUAAAAUUUAGAUUUUAACGAAGCAUUAGAUAAUGUCUGCUCUUGAACUGGAUCCAGUUUUUGUGAAAGCUUUAAAGCUACUGCGAUCAAAUCAUCGAGAUUCUGCAGCACAACUGAAAGCUAUGCUCGACGAUGCACUGACUCAAAAAAAAUCAGGAAAGUCAACUGAGCCAUCAGCGAAACCGGGAAAGUCUGAAGAAGAUGUGGCAAAAAAACGAGAAUCUGAAAAGAAACAUUUGGAAAAGUUAAAACAGGAUAUUAGUUCUUUAAGUGAACCGACAGAAACUAAAAAAUCUCGACACGACUCACCAUCACGACAGGAGAAGGACGAAAGGAGCAAGGAAAAGGAAAGAGAAAAAGAAAAAUUGAAGAAGGAAAAGGAACAGAAGGAGAAGGAAAAACGAGACAAAGAAAAGAGAGAGAAAGAAAAAGUUAAACAGGCGGCCGAAAAGGCUGAACGUGAGAAAGAGAAGAAAGAAAAAGAGGCUGAGUUGGACACGAAGAAGGAAGAAUAUGAUGCUGAAACCGAUGAAGAAAAUAAAGGAGGGAUGGAUGCAGAUGAUUUCGCUUUUGAUCUGGGAAUCUCUUGUGUUGUUUGCAGACAAUUUGAUGUUUCAUCUAAAAAUCAGCUGGUAGAAUGUCAAGAAUGUCAUAAUUUAUAUCACCAGGAAUGUCAUCGUCCACCAGUUGUAGAUCAAGAUGUCAAUGAUCCACGAUUUGUCUGGUAUUGUUACAGGUGUGCUAAAACACUCAAGAAAAUGGUUGUGAAGCCAAAAGCUAAAUCAACGACACCAACACCACCAGUUAAAGAAACGCCAGUUCCUCAUAAACCAGCAAAGCCUGAAACACCUGCUGUAGCAUUUAGACGAAUGGAACCAAAGACUUCAACAAGUAAAGAUUCUACCAAAAGUGAGAGUUCGAAACCACUGAGUGGUUUGGCUAGUUUGGCUGCAAAUCUCUCAAAAUCAUCCGAAAGCACGAAAAGUUCUUCUUCCAAAUCUUCAGAGCCUUUUAAGGCAUUUGCUGCUUUGAAGACGGACCUGACUAAAAAUAUUGCAAAGUCAGACAGCAGUUCAAAAACUACAUCAAGUUCGUCAAAGUCAAGUAAACCAUCUUCAAAAUCCAGCGAUAAAUCAUCAUCUUCUAGUUCAGCAGAAAAAUCAUCAUCGUCGUCAUCAUCGAGUUCUGGAGAUAAACCAAUGAGUUCCAGCUCUUCCAGUAAAUCGGCGUCAUCCACCCCCUCAGCGACUAGUUCUAUUAAUGCUCUAGUGGCCGAUAAACGUCUUCAACAAAUGAAGAAAAAAGCAGCCAAUAAACAACAAGAACAAAAAGUACACGUUCGUUAAUAUAAUAUUCUACGAUGUAGUGUUAACAGGAAGUACACUUUGGGUGAUAUUCUGCGAUGUAGUGUAAACAGGAAGAACAUAUUUCGUGAUAUUCUACGAUGUAGUGUAAACAGGAAGAAGGCCUACAUUUUCGUGAUAUUCUACGAUGUAGUGUAAACAGGAAGUACAUUUUUGUGAUAUUCUACGAUGUAGUGCAAACAGGAAGUACAUGUUCAGUGAUAUUCUACGAUGUAGUGUAAACAGGAAGUACAUGUUCACUGAUAUUCCACGAUGUAGUGUAAACAGGAAGAAGGCCUACAUGUUCAGUGAUGUUCUACGAUGUAGUGUAAACUGGAAGUACAUGUUCAGUGAUAUUCUACGAUGCAGUGUAAACCGGAAGUAGGCCUACAUGUUCAGUGAUAUUCUACGAUGCAGUGUAAACAGGAAGUACAUUUUCAGUGAUAGAAUGAUUUGUGAGAAUUUCUAUUGGACAGAAAACUGGGGUACAUCAGGGUUGGAUGGCCGAAUGGCUAGCAUGUGCGCGCUGUCCUCCGGUUUCCUCCCACUGCUUAAGACCCCUACGCGCAAGCAAAUUAUUGAAAUAAAAUUGAACCAUGUUAUGUAUAUUAUAAGAACAAAAAAAAAGCCAAUGUUUAAUGCAAUUGUGAUGUCUUUGUAUGUGUUACUUGUACUUAAGAAGAAUUGUAAUGAUAUUAAAUUCAGAUAAUUUCUACAA
Patella vulgata (common limpet) is the source of this 2100-nucleotide messenger RNA. Its product is annotated as integrator complex subunit 12. Bases 72 to 1385 code for a protein of 437 amino acids. NCBI's taxonomy places the organism in Eukaryota, Metazoa, Mollusca, Gastropoda, Patellidae. The transcript is spliced from 8 exons. The record is from RefSeq and is a predicted model, not a curated record. Gene Ontology annotation, cellular component: integrator complex. Gene Ontology annotation, biological process: snRNA 3'-end processing.